AUGCACUCCUUCGAGGUCGCCGUCAUUCUCGCGGCCGUCGGCGCUCUCGCCCAGACAAGUACAGAACACAACGCCGCCAUCGUCACAGACAGCCCCGUCGAUGCCCGGUACAUUGCCAACUUCGAGGGCACCAUCACUGGCCGUGUUCUUGCCGGUUCGGAUGCCUUCGGAAUCGGCGUGACCUUCCAUAUUGACGUUUCUGGCCUUUCCGAAACUGAUGGCCCUUACAAUUACCACCUUCACGAGUUCCCUGUCCCCGAGGACGGUGACUGCGCCGGCACCGGUAGCCACCUUGAUCCUUUCGGUCGGACGCAGGAACCCCCCUGCGAUGGCGAUUGGCCCGAGACUUGCGAGGUUGGCGAUCUUUCUGGGAAGCACGGUACGAUUGAGGGUACGAGCGAUUCGUACAGCUUCCAUGAUCUCUUCACCUCUCUAAACCCAGCUAGCGACGCUUUCUUCGGUGACAAGUCCAUCGUCAUCCACAACAAUAACGGCACUCGCGUCGCUUGUGCUAGCUUCGCCCCCGUCCCCAAGGAGAACAACGGCGAGGAGCCUGUUGAGGUUGUUCCCGAGGAGCCAGUGGAGGAGCCUGAACCUGAGCCUGAGGAACCAGUGGAAGAGCCUGCACCUGAACCCGAGGAACCAGUUGAGGAACCCGAACCCGAGCCGGAAGAGCCUGUUGAAGAGCCAGCACCUGAGCCCGAGGAACCAGUUGAGGAAGAGCCCAAGCCUGAAGAACCUCCCGCCGCCGAUGACGACGAAUGUGAAGCUGAGCCCGAGGAACCCGCUCCCGCAGAACCCGCCCCCGAACCCCCAGUCGAGGAUGAGGAUGAAGAGUGUGAAGCUGAGCCCGUAGAGGAAGAGCCCGGCGAAGUCGUCCCAGAGGAGCCUGAGGAGGGUGGUGAGGUCAAGCCCGAUGUACCCGCUGAUGGCGACGAUGUUGCUCCUGACGUCCCAGACGGUGGUGAUGAUGUUGUCCCCGAUGAGCCCGAGGAAGGAGGAGAGGCCGCUCCUGACAAGCCUGUUAUUAUUGUGGUUGGACCUAUCGAGGGCGGGGAGGAUGGGGAGGAUGGCAUGAAGUUGGGUCCUUGA
This is a messenger RNA of Scedosporium apiospermum, 1092 nucleotides long. RefSeq lists its product as uncharacterized. Gene Ontology annotation, biological process: superoxide metabolic process. NCBI's taxonomy places the organism in Eukaryota, Fungi, Ascomycota, Sordariomycetes, Microascales, Microascaceae. The record is from RefSeq and is a predicted model, not a curated record. Gene Ontology annotation, molecular function: metal ion binding. The transcript is spliced from 3 exons. Bases 1 to 1092 code for a protein of 363 amino acids.